Molecule: messenger RNA, 820 nt
Organism: Varanus komodoensis (Komodo dragon)
Lineage: Eukaryota; Metazoa; Chordata; Lepidosauria; Squamata; Varanidae
Gene: RASL11A
Product: RAS like family 11 member A
Exons: 4
Coding region: 80-658 (192 amino acids)
Molecular function (GO): GTP binding; GTPase activity
Source: RefSeq, a predicted model, not a curated record
CCAGGAGGGGCCCUCCGAGUACCUCGUCAAGGACGUGAAGCUAGCCGUGCUGGGGACGACGAGCGUGGGGAAGAGCGCUAUGAUUGUGCGGUACCUAACCAAGAGAUUUAUUGGAGACUAUGAACCCAACACAGGGAAUCUGUAUUCAAGACUUGUUCAUGUAGAAGGGGAUCAAAUCUUCUUGCAAAUCCAAGACACCCCAGGAUGCACAGAGGUUCAAGAAGACAUAGCACAGAUGUUUGACUCCCUUUCCAGAUGUCUAAAGUGGGCAGAUGGUUUUAUUUUAGUCUAUUCGAUUACAGACUACCAUAGCUAUCAAGCCAUCCGUCCUCUCUAUCAGCACAUCCGGAAGAUCCGUCCAGACUCUAAGAGCCCUGUCCUCAUUGUAGGCAACAAAGGGGACUUGUCUCAUUCCCGGCAGGUAGCGGCAAAUGAUGGCCUACAGUUGGCUAAUGAACUGGGCAGCGUGUUUCUAGAAAUCUCUGCUAGUGACAACUACCAAGGUGUGUGCGAUGUCUUUCAGCAUCUUUGCAAAGAAGUUACCAAGUUGCACAAUGGAGAGAAGAGGAGAUCAUCCAUCAUUCCGCGGCCCAAAUCGCCAAACAUGCAGGAUCUCAAGAGACGUUUUAAGCAGGCCUUAUCUUACAAAGUCAAGUAAAGAUCAGCCUUGCAAGAUCACCUCUUCUUGAACAGACUGUUUGUUUUAUAAAUUAUAUAAGUUUAUAAGGAUAAUUUAUUUUUGUAGGGAUGUGCGUUGUGUGCAUUUGAAAGCACGCAUCUUCCUUGUAUUACUUUUGUAUUAAUUAACCUUCACCAUGCU